AUGGCCUUGAAUGCGCCUCGGCUGCAGCUGAAUCGCUGGGCUGCGCGCCUCACCGCCAUCACCCACCAGAGCCCGCGCGACUGCAGACAGCGGAAAAGGGCGAAGAUCUUUGUCUUCUUUGGGACUCCGUACGGACUCAAAAGGAGCCACUUGUUGAAAGGCAGCUGCAUAAUUGGAAAGAAGGACGUUGGGUUCCCAUUUAGGGCGCGUCGCGGCGCCUGUUCAAGAGCAGCAGCACCACCCACCGCGUGGCACUGA
Molecule: messenger RNA, 258 nt
Organism: Eimeria tenella
Lineage: Eukaryota; Apicomplexa; Conoidasida; Eucoccidiorida; Eimeriidae
Exons: 1
Coding region: 1-258 (85 amino acids)
Source: RefSeq, a predicted model, not a curated record